Molecule: messenger RNA, 1017 nt
Organism: Eruca vesicaria subsp. sativa (arugula)
Lineage: Eukaryota; Viridiplantae; Streptophyta; Magnoliopsida; Brassicales; Brassicaceae
Source: the annotation of a GenBank genome assembly
AUGUCCGAACCAUCUCCAGUCCCUGAUCCUUACGCUCUCAUGGGCAUCAUAAAGAAUCAAGAUGGCUCCAUCACUCGCGACCCCACCAGAUUCCCCCGCGUCCCAGCCACACCUGAUCCCUUCCCGCAAGUCAUAUCCAAAGACGUUCUCGUAAACCCCUCAAACUCAACAUGGAUGCGUCUCUACGUCCCCACUACCGCACUAAACGACAGCGUUUCGUCUAAAAAACUCCCUCUCGUUCUCUACUACCACGGCGGAGGAUUCAUCACAUGCAGCUUCGACCUCAAACUCUUCCACGAGUUCUGCAACCGUCUGGCGCGUGAGUGCAACGUCGUCGUCGCGUCAGCUUCGUACCGUCUAGCUCCGGAGUUUAAACUCCCGGCGGCUUACGAGGACGGAGUCGACGCGCUUAAGUGCCUUAGAGACUCCCCCCACGAGUGGAUCAAAUCUUACGCCGAUAUUUCUAACGUGUUCCUCAUGGGGACAAACUCUGGUGGGAACUUGGCCUACAACGUCGGGCUAGGAUCCGCAUUCGCGGAUCUUAGCCCGUUACGUAUAUGUGGACUCAUCUUACACGCACCGCUCUUCGGCGGCGAAGAGCGGUGCGAGUCUGAGCUCAGACACGUGGACCAUCAGGUUUUUCCGCUUGCUCUCACGGACCUUUGCUGGAACCUUUGUCUCCCUGACGGAGAAAACCGCGAUCACGAGUAUUCGAAUCCAACGGUGGGAGUUGGAGACGUUGGACCUGAUGAUGUUAUGAGGAGAAUCGAACGGUUGGGAUGGAAGGUGAUGGUGAUUGGAGAUGAAGAUUUGCUGCUGAUAGAUAGGCAGAGAGAUGUGGCGGAUUUGUUUAAGAAGAAAGGAGUUGUUGUGGUGGAGCGUUUCACCGGCGACGACGGUGGUGCCGAGAGUACAACUCUGUUUGCUUCCAUCAGAAACUUCAUUUACUCCCCUCCACCGUUACGUUUUUCAUUAAAGGAGGCUUAUAUUAACGGCCCAAUAGCUUAUGACCCUUAA